Triticum aestivum (bread wheat) is the source of this 1812-nucleotide messenger RNA. RefSeq lists its product as uncharacterized. The transcript has 5 exons. Lineage: Eukaryota; Viridiplantae; Streptophyta; Magnoliopsida; Poales; Poaceae. Gene Ontology annotation, molecular function: mRNA binding. The record is from RefSeq and is a predicted model, not a curated record. Gene Ontology annotation, cellular component: cytoplasm. Bases 63 to 1589 code for a protein of 508 amino acids. Gene Ontology annotation, biological process: post-transcriptional regulation of gene expression.
AUCUCCAUUUCCCCAAAUCCCAGCCAUCCGAAUCCCCAGAGCAAUCGCAACUAGUACAAGCCAUGGCUCCGAGCAAGCCGUCCCUCCCCGCGCCCUCCGACGCCGGUGGCCGCGCUGCCAGCCGCGGGGAGGCCUCCUCGUCGUCGUCCCCGCCGCCGCCGCCGCAGCAGCAGAGGCGCGCGAUUCAGCCCAUGCCGCCGCCACCGCAGCAGCAACAGCAGCAGGGGCACGAGAUUCAGCCCGUGUGGAUGUGGGUGUGGCAGCCGACCCCGCCGCUUCCCUUCGAGUUCGGGGUACCGGCGACGUGGCCGAUCCCGCCGCUGCACCCGCAGUUUGGGUCGCAGCAGCACCCCUACUACUUGCCGCUGGGCCCAACGGUGUGGGGGCCGACCUCCGACACCAGCCAGUACCUGGACGCCAUGGUUGCGCAGCAGAUGUCCGCGGCGCCUACCUGGCCGCAGCAGCCCCAAUUCGUGGAGCAUCCGCCGUGGCACGGGCCACUGCCGCCGCAGCCAGUGCCACCGAUUUACUACCAAGACUGGAGGCUGGUGCAGAUCCGAUCGGAGUUGCUCAGUUCCCCGAUGACGCUUGAUCGGCUGGUGAUGUCCCUGGACGAGGAGCACUCGGCAAUCCUGCUCCACCAGCUCGAGGUGGGCGACGAGCAGAUGCGCGAGAUGGUGCUCGACAGGUUCAAGCAGUGCGCGCACUGGAUCAUGGGGAACAGGCAGGGGCAUGCGGUGUUCGAAGCGCUCCUGCGCAGCAUCCAGGUCAUCGUAGACGAGGACAGGCGGCGCGAGGAGCUCGAGAUCAUCGUGGAAGCCGCCGUCACGCCAGAGCUCGUCGGGAGGUCCAAGCACGGGGUGACUUCUCUGAGGCUGCUCAUCACGGCUGUGGCGUGGAACCCCGGCCUUUCCACCGCGCUCGUCAACUACUUCUUGCGUGAUCGCGUGAUGGACAACGUCGGAGGGAACGAGCUGAUUGCCCACUGUUUCCUCAGCAUGGAUUACGAGGCGACCAGGGCUCUGGUCAGGGACGCCAUGGACACCAUCGAUGACAAGCUGGACUCCCCGCUCGGCCGGUUGGCGUGCUUGCGUACAUGCUUCCGGUACGCGGGAGGCGAGGAGCUCCCUCUUUUCCAGGAUGCACUCGUUGAGCGAGCCGUACGAAUGGCCAUGGGACCAAACAGCAACCGCCUGGUGCAGCAGCUCCUCGACCGCGACGACAUGGACAGGAUUGAGUUCAGGCGGCGGCUCCUGUCCAGGCUCAUGCAGCACGUCGUUAGCCUGUCCAACCACUGGUACGGGAGGUUCGUCCUGCGGCGCUGCUUCAUGAGCGAGGACAAGGAACUGCAGCCCAUCGUGCUCACGGCUUGUGCUGACCUGCCCCAAGGAGACGUCCAAGCGCUGGUGCAGAUCCUGCCCCUCGACAAGGUGCUCCAGGGAGGCAAUGACUACCCGGUGACGGCGAGGAGGUUGGCGCUCAAGAUUCAAGCACUGCCUCCACAUAUCCGGGAACACGAUAAGUUGCAGCCGUUGAUGUCGGCCGUCACGAGGGUCCUCGCCGAUAACCUGGCCAACUUGGGCGACUAGCUUCUCUUGAUCAAUUAGCCUCUACAUAUGUGUUGUCGUUGCGCCAUGCUUGGAGUUGUUUUCGAUCGAUUGGAUAGAUGUGUGCAUGCAUCAUAACUUGCACAUAUGCAUGGUGAUGGUUGUGGGUCUGGAGCUGGCUAGCUGUCUCGGAUGGUUGCAUUCUUAGAUCACCAUGCAUGCAUGUAACUGAUAUGAUAUGGCAUGUUGCUGGAACUUUUGCCAU